This is a messenger RNA of Ostrinia nubilalis (European corn borer), 749 nucleotides long. RefSeq lists its product as uncharacterized. Gene Ontology annotation, molecular function: acyltransferase activity, transferring groups other than amino-acyl groups. NCBI's taxonomy places the organism in Eukaryota, Metazoa, Arthropoda, Insecta, Lepidoptera, Crambidae. The record is from RefSeq and is a predicted model, not a curated record. The coding region runs from base 111 to 749 and encodes 212 amino acids. The transcript is spliced from 5 exons.
AGAUGAGACGACGAUCCUGUUUGUUGUUUGUGAACUUUUGUCGCUUCAGUAUAUUCGCUAUUAUUUAAUUAAUCUAUAUAUUACAUAAAAGAAGCCAUAGUUUGGAAGUGAUGUGUGAUGUGGAGAUCGUGGUGCGCGAGGCGCGCGCGGCGGAUGAGGCGGCGCGGGCCGAGCUGGUGCGGCUCGGGUUCGCCUCGCACCGGAAGGAUGCAUUCCUGCUCUUCUUCUUCCAAGAGUUGAUAUUCCAGGUGUGCGUGCUGGCGGGCGCGGUGCUGUUCAUCUUCUGCGGCGUGUCGGUGGCGGGCUGCCUGCUGCUGGCGCCGGCGCUGGCGGCGGCCGUGGCGCUCGGCGUGCACGUGGCGCACGCGGCCAACGCCGACAAACAAGUGCAGAACAUGCGAAAGGAGAUGAUGGGCUUUGUGGCUGAGCUCCGUGGACCUCUGUUAGUAAACCCAGAAAAAGUGUCGCCUGUGAUUGUCACGGAGACCGAACAUCAGCAAUCUAAACCCAGCAAAAGUGUACACACACAGGUGGUGGGGACAGUCAGCAUAUCCGAGUUCUGGGGGCCUCGGGAGAGCGGCUGGCUGCAUGCGUUCGCAGUACACCCAGACUGGCGGCGGCGGCGCGUGGGACGUGCCCUGGAGGCGGCGGCGCGCGCGGGCGCGGCGCGGCGCGGGCUGGCGGGGCUCGAGGCCGUCGCCAGCGAGCUGCAGCCGCGAGCCCGCGAGUUGCUGCACGCCGCCGGGUGA